CCCCCUCGCCAGGACCCCGGGGCUUUGCAGCUGGGGCCGCUCCUGCUGCCCUUGGAUUAAAAAUAGCAUCUUCCCCGCUCCUCCCCCGGGCCCGGCUCAGGCCGCCUCUCUGUGCCCCGGGCCCGGCUGCGCUCGCUCUGCCUUCCCCUCGCUCGCGGUGCGGCCGGCCGGGGAGCAUGCAGCGGGCCGCGCUGUUCGGGAGCGGCAGGGAUGCGCAGAUGGCUGCGGGGGACCUGGGGGAGCUGCUGGUCCCCUACAUGCCCACGAUCCGCGUGCCCAAGUCAGGGGACCGGGUCUACAAGACGGAAUGUGCCUUCUCCUACGAGUCCCCGGAUUCAGAAGGAGGUCUCUAUGUGUGCAUGAACACGUUUCUGGGAUUUGGAAGGGAACACGUUGAAAGGCACUAUCGAAAAACAGGACAGUGUGUAUAUAUGCAUCUGAAACGACAUGUGAUAGAGAAGGUACCAGGCGCAUCUGGUGGAGCUUUACCAAAAAGGAGGAACGCAAUGCUAUUUUUAGAUCUAGAAACAAAUGGUGAUUUAAACAAUGAUGAUUUUGAGUAUGAAGAUGAAGCCAAACUCGUUAUAUUUCCAGAUCACUAUGAAAUUCCAUUACCAAAUAUAGAGGAGUUGCCAGCACUGGUAACAAUAGCUUGUGACGCAGUCCUCAGUUCAAAAUCUCCCUACCGAAAGCAGGACCCGGACUCGUGGGAAGAAGAGCUACAAGUAUCCAAACACGCCAAAACCCUUGUACAGAUGGACAACGGUGUUAGGAUUCCCCCCAGUGGCUGGAAGUGCUCGAAGUGUGACCUGCGGGAGAACCUCUGGCUGAACCUGACGGAUGGCUCGGUGCUGUGCGGGAAAUGGUUCUUCGAUGGCAGUGGGGGAAACGGACAUGCACUGGAACACUACAAAGAGAUGGGCUAUCCCUUAGCAGUGAAGCUGGGAACCAUCACUCCCGAUGGUGCAGAUGUCUAUUCUUUUGAUGAAGAGGAGGCAGUUUUAGAUCCACAUAUAGCAAAACACUUGGCGCACUUUGGGAUUGAUAUGCUCCAGAUGCAUGUGACAGAGAACGGCCUAAGAGAUAACAACAUAAAACCAAGAGUCUCUGAGUGGGAAGUGAUUCAGGAAUCUGGUGUGAAGCUAAAGCCCAUGUAUGGCCCAGGAUACACUGGCAUGAAGAACUUGGGAAAUAGCUGCUACCUCAGUGCUGUCCUGCAGGCCAUUUUCAGCAUCCCAGAGUUUCAGCGAGCGUAUGUGGGAAACCUUCCGAGAAUAUUCGACUAUUCCCCUCUAGAUCCAACACAAGAUUUCAACACGCAGAUGGCUAAAUUAGGACACGGCCUCCUUUCGGGCCAGUACUCUAAACCACCAAUGAAAUCUGAGCUUAUUGAACAGGUGAUGAAGGAAGAACACAAGCCUCAACACAAUGGAAUUUCUCCUCGAAUGUUUAAGGCCUUUGUAAGCAAAGGGCACCCAGAAUUCUCCUCCAAUAGACAGCAAGAUGCACAGGAGUUUUUCCUGCACCUUAUAAACCUAGUAGAGAGAAACCGCAUUGGCUCAGAAAACCCAAGUGAUGUUUUCCGGUUCCUAGUGGAAGAACGCACACAGUGCUGCCAGUCUAGGAAAGUCCGAUACACAGAAAGGGUAGACUAUCUCAUGCAGUUACCUGUGGCCAUGGAGGCAGCAACAAACAAAGAUGAAUUAAUUGCCUACGAACUGAAGAGGAGAGAAGCAGAAGCUGCUAGGAGACCUCUGCCAGAGCUCAUCCGUGCCAAGAUCCCAUUUAGUGCGUGUCUGCAGGCCUUUUCUGAACCAGAAAACGUAGACGACUUCUGGAGCAGUGCCCUUCAAGCAAAAUCUGCAGGAGUUAAAACAUCUCGCUUUUCUUCAUUUCCUGAGUACCUGGUAGUGCAGAUAAAGAAGUUCACCUUUGGCCUUGACUGGAUACCCCAAAAGCUUGAUGUUUCCGUAGACAUGCCAGACCUACUAGACAUCAAUCACCUCCGUGCCACGGGACUACAACCAGGAGAAGAGGAACUUCCCGACAUUGCUCCACCCAUUAUCAUUCCUGAUGACCCCAAAGAUCGCAUGAUGAACCAUUUCAUGGAGCCUCCGGAUAUUGAUGAAUCUUCCGUGAUGCAGCUAGCAGAGAUGGGUUUCCCCUUGGAAGCCUGUCGGAAAGCUGUAUACUAUACAGGAAACAUGGGUGCUGAAGUGGCUUUCAACUGGAUCAUUGCACACAUGGAAGAACCGGAUUUUGCAGAGCCAUUAGCUAUACCUGGCUAUGGGGGAGUUGCUUCUGCCGGAGCAGCUGGUCUAGGGGCUAUUGGGUUAGAUAACCAGCCUCCAGAAGAGAUGGUAGCUCUCAUCACCUCCAUGGGAUUCCAGAGGAAUGUAGCUAUUCAAGCACUCAAAGCAACAAAUAAUAAUUUGGAGCAUGCACUGGACUGGAUCUUCAGCCACCCUGAGCCCGAAGAGGAAAGCGAGUCUGCUUCAGAUGUGAUGGAUAUGGAAAAUAAUGCUAAUGCCAACAUCCUGGCAGAAGCAGGUUCAGAGGGACCCAGGAUCAAAGAUGGGUCUGGAAGGUAUGAGCUCUUUGGAUUCAUCAGCCACAUGGGAACAUCCACAAUGAGUGGCCACUAUGUUUCCCACCUCAAAAAGGAAGGAAGAUGGGUGAUCUACAACGACCUUAAAGUCUGUGCCUCAGAACGACCUCCCAGAGACCUGGGCUAUAUUUACUUCUACCGUAGGAUACCAAGUUAGGCCUCAAAUACGUUAUUUGGCCUUAAGAAGCCAUAAGCCUUUUUAAUCUGCCAAAAAAAAAAAAGAGUAUAAAAAAUUAAAACAAAAAAACCUUGGACUGCCAAAAAAGCAAAGGAAAACAUGGGAUAUUUAUAGUUUAUUUAAAAACACAGUCAUUUGAUGCCUUCUUAAGUGUUAGCAGGGAAAUUUCUAUUAGGUGGUGAUGUACUGCAGGAUAUUUUAAAUUGAUAUACAUUAAAGGAUACCUUAAAACUGUGCAGAUUACUAAUGGAGUUUGCAAAUAGCUCAUGGAGAAUAUGCAUUUGUUUCAUAACUACACUACAACCCAAUUACUGCCCUGUGGUUCAGCUAUGUUCUCGGAAGACCUUUGGGGAACGUAUAGUUCUACAAUAGUAGCUGCCCACUGCUUCCAACUGGAGAGUCCACACUGGUUCUGGAUGUCACAAAUUUGCCUGUGCUUCAUGUAUAAUUGAAGGGGGAGAAGCUGUUUUCCAUCACAGAAUAUGCCUCAGUCACGAUAUUAUUUUCAGUACAAUAAGGAAUUACUUAUAUAGCUAUGUAUAUUAAAAUGUAGUGAUACAGAAUGUUUUGUUUUGCCUCCUUGAUGCUUGAAAUCGAAACACACCAAUGCAAAAUUUGGAAGCUGUUAAUCCCUUGUCAGUGCCCUAUGCAUUAUGCCAAAUAGAAAUGGUGGGUUUUAUUUUAUGUAUUUAAUGUGCAUUUUUUUAAACAUUUCUUGAAAUCCUGUUAUGUUUUUUAAAUUAUCCCAAGAGAUUCAGGAUUGCAAGUGGCUGAAGGAAACAGAUAUGCUGAUUUGAUAAGUAACUCUACCACUCAGGAAUAACAACCACCAUUUUCCUCCAAAGGCAUUAAAAAAAGAGGAGCAAUGUCCCUUUAAUUGUUGCAAAGAAUUUUGUGCCCAGACCAGCUGAAACCGGCUCCAUGACAAAGUGCUUGCAGUACAAAUCUGCUUUUUUUGCCAAAGGUUGUUUAAUUAUUUAAGUUUCUUCAAUGGAUGGAGGAAAUUGCUUGGUAAAAUUGCUGAUUUAUUGAUUUUUUUUUUUUAAAUUCAUAACGUAUCAACUUUCUAGAAACUUGCAAACACACUGAUAAUCUGAUCUGCACAAUGCACCCCUUAUACAUGGGCUUCUGGGGUUUUUUGGCCUCUUGUUGUCCCAUUUUCCCCCCAUAUUGUUUCCUUAUUUCAAUUUGAGUCAUAAACGAGAAGGGGCCUGCGAGUGGGGGGUGGGGUGUUAAUUUGUAGUUGUUGAAUAGUUCUGUUUUUAAAAAAAUUACAAUGGUGAAUGUGUAAUCUUUUUUGUUUCCCAAAAAAAAAAAAAAUUCACAGUACGUUGGCUUCUGCUGAGAGACGGUUGGUAAAAUUGCCUCUUAUAAUAUUACUGAUCCCUCAAAAUAAGUUGGAACUGUCAAAAGAAUCCAUGCAGAGUGCAGGAGAGGCAGGGAGUUGUAAUUAUGUCAUUCUGGUUACAACUAGGGCUUUUUAAAAAUGUCUGACUAAAAACUGUUCCCGUAGUGUAACAAAGCCUGGUAUAGAUCACUAAGCAUGGUAAUACAGGCCUAGUUUUCCUGAUCAGUAUUUGAUCUGAAAAGUGGUACUAGAUGUAGAGAGAAAUUCUAGUCCAAUAAUUCUGUAGUAGUCUAUGUGAUGUGUAAUCACUGGGAAAGCUUCCUCUAUUUAACACCCUUCCAGGAACACUAGAAUGGUGGUGUUUCACCUUAGAAAGUGGCUCCCAUAAGAUUCAUCUGCCUUGUCAUUCUUAAAUAGUUUAUUGUAGACAAAAUAAAAAUUGCCAGCAAAUCUACUUGUUCCUACUGUAUUUUGGCUGUUUGUGUCUUUCACUAGCAGGUGCCUAUUCUGAAAAUUGAAUCAGGAAAGUAUGCAGUGGCACAUCCUGUAUUUAAAGUGAAGGAGCUGAACUUUCAGAUAGUUCUUAUUUUUGCUUUUGGCAGUAAAAAAGGAAAAGAUAAUUUUCUUGCCCAGUUAUAUUUCAAAGAAGUGCAACAACAGCUUUCUCCUCUGCCUCAUGAACUUAAAGGGCUAUUUAUAAACUGGAAAGGUCUGAUAUGCAUAACCUUUUUAUUUAGAGACCUUGGCUAAGUUACAGAUCAUGGGGUCUUUGCCAUGCUCAUUGUUAAACUGGAAACAUGGCAAAGCUUCUAGGAAUAAAGACGGAGUAUGAACUCUCACAAACCAUUUACUUGUAUAUAGAGACAUCUAAAACUGGAACGACCAUGUGUGUGUGUGUGAUAUUAAUAUUAUAUAUUUAACAUCAGGCACACUUAAAAAUCUAGCAGGUGAGAAGCUGGAAAGUGAUAGUUAAAAGAAAAAAAUUAGCUGGCUGUAAUAGGUGCAUUUUUAGUGUCUGCAUUUCUGAAAUCCUUUUAGUGCAAGUAUUGUUCAGCCCUUUGUGCUGCGUAAGCUACAAGUGGGCAAACCUGCAGGGUGCAAUAUAGGGGAAAGGCUGAAUGAUCUUUCAUGAAAAUAUAGCAUUUGAAAAUACCUUGAAGUUUUCCAGCUGUUUGUGCAUUUUGUCCCCUCAUCACUGUUUUCGCCUUCAAAUAUUCAAUGUACUGUAAAUUCUUUUUCUUCUCUCUUUUUUCUUCAAAGAUAUGACUAAAGGUGAACAAUGACAUUGGUACAUUAGGAUGCAAUCACCCGACUCUAGAACCUAGAGGGAGAGGUACACCUGUUUGAUCCAUUUAAGUCCUGAUUUAGCAAAGCACUUAAGCGCAUGCUCAGUUUCAAGAAGGGAGGUAAUCCUAUUGAUGUCAAUACGACUACUCCCUAUGCUUAAGUACCUUGCUGGAUCAGGUCAAUAGGGAGUGACUUGAGCAAUGGGUGAUGGGAGGACUUGUGGUUCAGCUUGAUUCCAGUAACUGUUUCAAGUUAUUUUUUUUUAUUUGUGUUGUGAACUUCUUGGGAGUAAAGGUUGAGAAAAAGAAUCACUUUGGCCCAGAUCCUCAAAGGUUUUUGAGCUCCUAAUUCCCGUUGAUAUCAAUGGGAUUAAGGUCACUAAAUGCCUUUGAUGAUCUGGGUCUUUGAACCUAAAAAAGCAAGUUAUUGAAUCAGUUGAAUACCAUGAAUAAAGAGGCACAAAGCAAACAGCUGUUUUAUUGUUAGAGUUGGUUAUAAAUUUCUGAAUUAUGAAACUUUUGGGAGGAAGGGAAAAUGUUUGACAAUUCCCCAUCCCCCCCCCCUUUUUAAAAUCCUGCUUUAUUUCUGAUGGACUCUAGAACCCAUUAUGAUUCACGGUGUCCUGUCUUCAAAGCAGAAGUAGAAUGUGAUUCUUAAAAUCCUUUUAUCUUGUUGAUUAAAAUGUAAUUAGGAUAUAAUCUUAAUUAAAAAAUAAUAAAGCCUUCCGACAGUCUGGGAGUCUUUGGACCUGAUUCUCCUUUCCCUUUUAUCAGUUCCACACUGGAGUACCUCUGCUGAGUUAUUCCUGAUUUACACUGGUGUAAAUGAAAUCUGAAGCAGGCCCUGUCUCUUAGGAACUUUCAGCCUCAUGGAGGUGCAGUAAAACUUGUGACAUGGAUGCAUUAGGUCUUCAUUGUAGCUUUUAGAGACAGACCUCCAGCUAAUAUCUUUGUUUUCCAUCCCAGUGGCAGUCACCUCUGUUUUCUCUGCUAUCUGACUUCAGAUGCAUUGAACGACUAUGCAAAACAUGUUGUAACUGGAAAUGCCUUCUUAUUCCCCUCCCAUUCCCGCCGCCCCCCCCAUUAACGGAUCAGAUCAAUUUCUGAUUCCUGCCACAUCUUUUGAGGUUUUCUGUUGUGUCCUGGAAGUGUUUGUAAUAGUUUAUUUUGCACCAUUCGGCAUUGUUUGCUUGAAGCACUGGUAACAUUUUGGAGAGUAUUUGUUUGAGAUGGGAAGGGAUAUGAAUGAUAUAUUGUUGCAAUUGUUUUAAAUUAAAAAAUAUUCUCACA
Trachemys scripta elegans is the source of this 6710-nucleotide messenger RNA. It is a transcript of the gene USP13, whose product is annotated as ubiquitin specific peptidase 13. Gene Ontology annotation, molecular function: zinc ion binding; protein binding; cysteine-type deubiquitinase activity. Lineage: Eukaryota; Metazoa; Chordata; Testudines; Emydidae. The record is from RefSeq and is a predicted model, not a curated record. Gene Ontology annotation, biological process: protein deubiquitination. The transcript has 21 exons. Bases 177 to 2765 code for a protein of 862 amino acids.